AAAAGACGAACACAUUUUUUCUUCUGUCGGGUUUUUUUUUCUUUCUUUUUUUAAAUCUGUGGAUACCAUUGCACUUACGGUUCAAGGGACAAUGGUUGAGAGGCUUUUAUGUCAGAUGGCCAGAACAUCUGCCUGCUAGCAGCCGCGGUCGAAUAAACUUUCUUCUUUUUCUAAAGAACCAAUUCAGUUCCGGAGUGGAAUUGAUGACUUUCGUUUCGUUCACCUAACAACGACCUAUUGUGUUUAACACACACUUGAGAUUAUUUAUUUGGAAUUAACUUCGCCUAUCAGCACAAGAAAUCAAAUCAAUGGAAUAAAUAUGGGAGCUGCACUUCUGCACACCUUUGAGCAGCAGUAUGAUGCAGGCAGGAGUCUGUCUGAGACAGGACACUGAGACAACACUACCAGAGCUCACUGAGCAGCACAGGAUCAGACUGAAAGAAGAGGAACUCAGUGGACUGGAGUCUGUCCACAUGGCAGAGUCAGAGACUGACUGUACUACACCAGGACUCAACACACUGGAGCCAGAGUGUGUUACAGCACACAGUGGGGUCAGUGCUGUACACCACACUGACUCACCAUUGAUAAAAACAGAAACUGAUCUGGGUCCCACCAACACUGGGUAUCUUAUUAAGACAGAGAGCCUAGACUUUACAGAGCUUGCAUAUAGAAACCAUCUGCACCCUGACCAAAUCAAAACAGAAACUGAUCUGGGUCCCACCAACACUGGGGAUCUUAUUAAGACAGAGAACCUAGACUUCACAGAGCUGGCAUAUAGAAUCCAUCUGCAUUCUGACCAAAUGAAAACAGAGACUGAUGAUGGAGGCUACAUUAAGGCCGAACACAUCAGUGUCCUGCAGGACAUUAAAUGUGAUGACAUUAAAUCUGAUAAAGUGAAGUGUGAACCCAGUGAAAUGUUAGUGAGUGAUCUCAUGAACACUGUGCUUAAUGGAGCUGGUGGUGUUCACAAAGACCAGACUGAACCAUGGCAGUGUGCAGGAGAGCCAAAUCCACACUGCAGGAAACCAGGGAAAGAACAGGACCGUUCCAUCCAGCAUGUUAGAUGCCUUAAUGAGCCAUCAGAGUUAAUCCAAGACAAGGGAAGCCAUACUGGUGAAAAGCCCCACCAAUGCUCUCAGUGUGGGAAGCGUUUUCCUCAUGAAUCUAAUUUACAUAGGCACCAGAGAAUUCAUUCAGGUGAAAAACCUUACAAAUGUGAUCAGUGUGGUAAGUGUUUUUUAUCUAAAUCUUAUUUAAGCCAACAUCAGAGAAUCCAUACUGGUGAAAAACCUUACAGAUGUGAUCAGUGUGGGAAGUGUUUUUUAUCUAAAUCUUAUUUAAGCCAACAUCAGAGAAUCCAUACUGGUGAAAAGCCCUACACAUGUACUGAGUGUGGGAAGUGUUUUUCAUCUAAAUCUUAUUUAAGCCAACAUCAGAGAAUCCAUACUGGUGAAAAGCCCUACACAUGUACUGAGUGUGAGAAGUGUUUUUCAUACGAAUCAAGUUUCAGAAAACAUCAGAGAAUCCAUACUGGUGAAAUGCCCUACACAUGUACUCAGUGUGGGAAGUGUUACUUCUCGAAAACUAAUUUAACCAGACAUCAGAUAAUUCAUACUGGUGAAAAGUCCUUCAAAUGUACGCACUGUGGGAAGUGUUACUUCACGAAAACUCAUUUAACCAGACAUCAGAGAAUUCAUACUGGUGAAAAGUCCUUCAAAUGUACGCACUGUGGGAAGUGUUACUUCACGAAAAAUCAUUUAACCAGACAUCAGAGAAUUCAUACUGGUGAAAAACCUUACAAAUGUGAUCAGUGUGGCAAGUGUUUUUCUUGUAAAUCUAUUUUAAGCCAACAUCAGAUAAUUCAUACUGGUGAAAAGCCCUACAAAUGUACGCAAUGUGGGAAGUGUUUUUCAGAUAAAUCAAGUUCCAGAAAACAUCAGAGAAUCCAUACUGGUGAAAAGUCCUUCAAAUGUACGCAGUGUGGGAAGUGUUACUUCACGAAAACUCAUUUAACCAGACAUCAGAGAAUUCAUACUGGUGAAAAACCUUACAAAUGUGAUCAGUGUGGCAAGUGUUUUUCUUGUAAAUCUAUUUUAAGCCAACAUCAGAUAAUUCAUACUGGUGAAAAGCCCUACAAAUGUACGCAAUGUGUGAAGUGUUUUUCAGAUAAAUCAAGUGUCAGAAAACAUCAAAGAAUCCAUACUGGUGAAAAGCCCUACAAAUGUAAGUAGUGUGGGAAGUGUUUUUCAGCUAAAUCUUAUUCAAGCCUCCAUCAGAAAAUUCAUACAGGUGAAAAGUCUUACAUGUGUACUAAGUGUGGGAAGUGUUUAAUUUAAGGAGGCACAGGAAAAUUCAUACAGGUGAAAACACCUUCAGUGUGAGAAGAUUUGGACAGGUAAACAGUCUAAUUUGGAAGAUUUAAGGAAACUCUGGGCAGUUUAUGCAGAUGAAAAUCCCUUUGCACAUUCCUGCCCCUUCAAUUAUCACCUGAUACAAACAGAAUGAAAUUGUACAAUUCAGACUUUAAAACUAACAUUUUCAGAAGGAAAAUUAUUUUCCGCAAAGCCUCGGAUGAAUGCUCCUGAGCUACUACAAGACUGGCUCUCCUGCCUAUCAUAUAGGAAAGCUCCACUGUAAUGAAGUGUAUUAUGCCCUGCAACUUUGAUCACAAACCUUUCUUGUUUUCUAGUCAAUCUAGAACCAAUAUUGAUAGUGAAAUUGAUAGCUGCCACCUUUUAGUAUUUCCUGCCCAGAGAUGAUGGAUGAAAAUUUACUGGAGCCAAUUCUGGUACCGUUGAGUGGCUGAACUGUCCUUGUCAAAUAAACUAUGUUUUGGACAGCUCGCUGACUGGGACAAACUGGGGUUGCAUUUUUAUUGAGUACCAAAUCUUUUGGACUGUCAUAUAUGAUUUUAUUGUUUAAUAAAUUUCAUAUUUGUAUCAAUGAAAUGGCUUCAAUGAUGGAAAUGACAGAAAUGUAUUUGUUUGGAAAAAAUUUUUGGACAGCUGUUUGGAUAUGAAAAUAAACAUGGUAACUAAAAGAAA
Conger conger (European conger) is the source of this 3044-nucleotide messenger RNA. RefSeq names its product zinc finger protein 345-like. The record is from RefSeq and is a predicted model, not a curated record. The coding region runs from base 357 to 2231 and encodes 624 amino acids. The transcript has 2 exons. NCBI's taxonomy places the organism in Eukaryota, Metazoa, Chordata, Actinopteri, Anguilliformes, Congridae.